Messenger RNA from Talaromyces rugulosus, 1368 nucleotides. RefSeq lists its product as uncharacterized. The coding region runs from base 1 to 1368 and encodes 455 amino acids. Gene Ontology annotation, biological process: transmembrane transport. NCBI's taxonomy places the organism in Eukaryota, Fungi, Ascomycota, Eurotiomycetes, Eurotiales, Trichocomaceae. Gene Ontology annotation, cellular component: membrane. Gene Ontology annotation, molecular function: transmembrane transporter activity. The record is from RefSeq and is a predicted model, not a curated record. The transcript has 9 exons.
AUGGACCAAGCUGCAGAGUACCUUAGUCAAGUCGGGGAAUACCCCCCUAUGUCCCCUACUCAAGAAAAACGCCUCUUACGCAAGAUGGACUGGAUUCUUGUGCCAAUGCUCCUUACUACAGCAACGCUAGGUGCAGUAGACAAAGUUGCCAUUAGCACAGCAGCUAUAUACGGUUUGAGAGAUGACUUGCAUCUCUCCGGCAGCCAGUACUCAUGGGCAGGCUCGAUUCUAUAUUUUGGUUGCAUUGUUGGCAUGUGGCCAUCAUCAUACGUCCUUCAAAGAGUGCCAUCUGCAAAAUACCUCGCAUGCUGCUCGAUCGGUUGGUCUAUACUAUCCCUCCUGAUCCCGGCGUGUCGUCAGUUCAGUGACCUAAUGGUCCUGCGGUUUUUGAUGGGCUGUCUUGAGGGUAUCAUUGUCCCAUCGAUUUCGCUUGUCAUUGCCGGUUUUUAUAAAAAAUCCGAGCAGCCACCUCGCAAUGCAAUAGCUUUUGCUGCUGUUAGUUCGGUGAUUAAUGGCUUUUUGUCGUGGGCUGUUGGACAGAUUCCGUCGUCUACUAGUCUUUCGAAAUGGCAGUAUCUGUUUCUGAUUACUGGUUCCAUAUCCCUCGCAUGGUCUCUAGUCGCGGUAGUAUAUCUCCCAGACACUCCGAUGAACGCCUGGUUCCUCAGUGAGCAGGAGAAAUUCUACGCGAUAUCGAGACAAGCAGAGAACAAGACUGGCAUUGUCAACAAGACGUGGAAACGGCAGCAAGCCAUCGAGGCCGUCGCCGACCCGAAAACAUGGAUUAUCUUUUUGUUUAACAUUGCCAUCAAUGUGCCCAAUGGAGGCUUAAUAACCUUCAGCGGAAUCAUCAUCAACAACCUCGGUUUCAGCGCCGUUACAACCUCGCUCUUGAACAUGCCCACUGGCAUCAUGUCGACAUUGUCUGCCUUUUUGUUCUCCUGGGUUGCAGCCAAAUGGACGAAUAGACGGUGUUUCGUCACAAUAAUUGCAGCAUGUAUUCCUGCUGUCGGAAUCUCCCUCGGACAAGCCAACACGGCCGGACACACCAAGAAAAACGUCCAAUAUUCAAUCAUGUACAUUGGCUACGCUGUCGGUAACCUAAUCGGCCCCCAAACCUUUCGGGCCAACCAAGCCCCAGAAUACACGACAGGUUUUGCCGCCAUGCUUGUCUGUUAUUGUCUCUGCAUCGGCUUGAUGGUGCUAUACUGGGCGUUGGCGGCUGUCCUCAACACCCGACGCGAGACUCUAUCAACAACGACGACAGCGGCGGCUAACUAUUACUCCUCAGAUGGGGAUAGCCUGGCCGAAUCUCCGUUUGCCGAUAUGACUGACUAUGAGCAGAGAGAGUUCAAGUAUACGACAUAG